Hemibagrus wyckioides is the source of this 3590-nucleotide messenger RNA. RefSeq names its product neuronal differentiation 1 (gene neurod1). The record is from RefSeq and is a predicted model, not a curated record. Gene Ontology annotation, biological process: nervous system development; regulation of DNA-templated transcription. The transcript has 2 exons. NCBI's taxonomy places the organism in Eukaryota, Metazoa, Chordata, Actinopteri, Siluriformes, Bagridae. Bases 164 to 1309 code for a protein of 381 amino acids. Gene Ontology annotation, molecular function: protein dimerization activity.
CUCCUAUAUAAAGCGCAGCAUCCCGUUCACGCGCUGCCACUUGAUCAUCAUCCUCAUCAUCUUCAUCAUCCUCAUUAUCCGCAGGAUCUCAAAAACUCAAAUGCGGAGGGGCAUGAAGCGACCAUAACGGGACACUGAACACAAACACGACACACACAGGAUCAUGACGAAAUCUUGCACUGAAGAACCCUCGAUGAUCGAGUCUCAGGCCGGCAGUGCCAACUGGACUGACAAGAAGCAGAAGCCCGGGCACGAGGCCAUGCGCCAAGACCUGGAGAACGACGAAGAGGAGGCUGUGCACAGGCUCGAGGACGCGCACGAUCUGGAGGAGGAAGAAGAGGAGGAAGAGGAAGAGGAGGAGGAAGAGGAAGAGGGCGACGACGCGAGCAAGCCCAAGCGGCGUGGCCCGAAAAAGAAGAAGAUGACCAAGGCGCGCCUGCAGAGGUUCAAGAUGAGGCGCAUGAAAGCGAACGCGCGCGAGCGCAACCGCAUGCACGGGCUGAACGACGCGCUCGAGAGUCUGCGCAAAGUGGUGCCGUGCUACUCGAAAACGCAGAAGCUGUCCAAGAUCGAGACGCUGCGUCUGGCCAAGAAUUACAUCUGGGCGCUGUCCGAGAUCUUGCGAUCGGGUGAGAGUCCGGAUCUGGUGUCGUUCGUGCAGGCUUUGUGCAAAGGUCUUUCACAGCCCACGACUAAUCUGGUGGCAGGGUGCUUACAGCUUAAUCCGCGGACUUUCUUGCCCGAGCAGCAGAGCCACGCGCACGGAGCGAGCGUCGCAUCAUACGCCAGCAUGCACCCGUACUGCUAUCAGAGCCCUGGUUUGCCGAGCCCGCCAUACGGCGCUACGGACGGCGCGCCGCACCACGCGUUUCACGCCAAGUCGGCGGCACACGCGUACGGGAGCACACUGCUCUUACCGCCGCCGCCGCCUCCGCCGCCACAGCCGCCGAGCGCCUUGCAGGCGGAACCAUUUUACGACGCCGCGCUGGCAGACUGCGCGCACAGCCCCGCCGCGUCCUUUGACGGGCCGCUCAGCCCGCCGCUGAGCGUCAACGGGAACUUUUCCUUCAAGCACGAGCCAGCGUCGGAGUUCGAGAAGAGCUAUCACGCGUUUGGCGGCGGCGUGCAGCCCUACCAUCACCACGCGCCGCAGCCGGGACACCACCAUCACCAUCACCCACAUCACCACCACGCGGCUCUUUACGAUUUACCACCCAUGGAGAACGUCGUGCCCUACGAGGGCCACUCUCAUCACGAACGAGUCGUGCACAUGAACGCGCAACUCAACGCCAUAUUCCACGACUCGUGAGCUCGAGAGGACUUUUUUUUCCCAGAGACUGUUCGAUUCAUAUAGUGCGUGUCAUCAUGGUUACCUGUCUAUGGCUUGUUGCGAAAAAGAAGGAGAUCAGCAGAAAAAAUGCCCUACAUUUGAAUUAACACCCCUAUUUUUUUAAAAAAAAAAUUCAAUAGAACAAAAGAAAAGUUUUGCUAUGACACGGGGUUCAUCUGCGUCAGAAAUGUUAUUGCGCGUGCUAGGAAAAGUCUGUCGAAAAGUUAUGGUUCCUUCACGUGCCGGACUUGAAGAGGGUGCUGAAAGGUUACCUCAAGUCGGCCACGUGAAUCAACCAGAGACAUGAUAUUACACACACACACGUUAUUCAGAGAAACACACCUGUGUUGGUCCUUUGAGCUUCCAGAGGCUUCUUUUAGCCUACAUUAUAGUGAUGUUUAAAAUAAAUAUCACUUCUUAUCUAGGGAAUAUGCAUAAAUGGAAAGUUCUCCAAAUGUGGUCUGAAUGUAGGCUAAUGUUUUCCAUCAGACUGAUGCAUUGUCAAUGGCCUAUACACUAGCUAGUAUUCUCAGUGUCCAGACUUUAUCUAAAAAGUUACGCACUUUGGGGGGAAAAGUAACCAGUAUGUUCAAAAUUCUUAAAUUUCUAUUUUUUCCCCCUCGUGUUAUUAAAAAUAGCCUUUUUUAUAGCUUUGUUACGUCUGUAUUAGCUAGCUGAUGCCCAACUUGAUUAGAGCCAAGUCCACACGCUACAUUGUGUUGCGUUGCAUUUUUGUAAAAAAUAUGUUCAUUAUUAUUUCUGUAAGUGUUACACUCAUAAUACUUGGUGCUGAUUGGUUAAUACACCAAUAGUGUUCUUGUCAUGUAGCAGCUGGCAGAUCAGGGCAGAAAAUAAAAAUAAAAUACAUAUACGUUUGAAAUUGUAGACUUGUUAGUAUUAGAUGUAAGAAAAGAAAAAUAACAGGAAAUAAAGCGAGUUUGUAGGGUCUAGGUAGGGUUUUGUUGAACGGUGAGCUAUCCAGUUAGCUCUCAACAUGAUGUAGGUUAUAUUUGGUCAAACAAACAACAUCAUUCCAGAUAGUAUGUAAAAUAAAACAAUGCACUAUUUUGAUACGCUAAUUACAUGAACUACUCUAGCUAGCAUGGCGAUGUAAACAGUAACGAAGGCGUUGUCAUGGAAACGGCUAAUUCAGUGUUUUUAUUUGUAUUUACACUCGCAUGUUAAUUCAAUGUUGCAGGGCAUUUUUUUUCUGCUGUUUUCAAACACACGCACGCACACACACACACACACACACUAUAUGCUUAAUCUUAUGGUAUGUAUUUAUUGUCUUUAUAGCUGCCUUGAUAGGAGAAAAAGAAAAAAAGAGGAUGCACAUAUUCUCUCCUUCAUCUUAUGUAUUGUAAUUUUAACUAUAUGCGCUGACUACUGUGCAUCGUGGGGUCACAGUCACAGGUGGAAGGAAACAGGGGCGUGACCUUUAAUUCAGAAUGUGUUAAUUCUCCAUGUUACACACACACGCGCGCGCGCGCGCGCGCACACACACACAUACAAAAAAAUCACAAAGCAAUAAUUUGGGAAAAAAAAACUAUGCAAUUUUUAAUCGAAUAUACUGGGCCAAUUAUAGAAAUGAAUAGAGAGAUUGCUAUAUUUUUCAACCUACUACAUUUUACUACUUACUACGACUCAUACUACUCUAUCCCAUACUGAAUUAUUUUGUUGUGAUUUUUGUAAUAGAAUUGUUAAUUUUUUUAUAUAAGUCGGAUUCGUGAUCCAUGCCAUGCAACCCCCCCCAACAACCCCCCCUUACCCCUAAACAUUAAUGUUUUAUAUAACUAAAUUGAUUUUAUCUCGUUUAUACGAAACAAAUAGGUAAUACACGAGGGGUUGAAACCAGCAGGCAAGUGCUUAUAAGACUCUGUUAUGUUGCCUUAGCAAUCAAUCAUUUACUGUAAAAUCAUGCAAAAUUGCACAAAUCCACCCCCCCCCCAAAAAAAGAGAGGAAAAAAAAUCCCCCCCUUCGGUUUUUUUUAAACAGCCACAAUAAAGACAGAUCACUUAUUUAAAAAAAAAAAAAGAAAAGAAAAGAAAAGAAAGAAAUCAUGGACUAUAUUGAACUGUUUGAGUGCUGGGAAAGAUUUGGUGUUAGAAAAGUAUUGAUGUUUGUAUAUAUAUAAAUAUAUUAAUUAAAAAAAAAAGAAGCUUGACUAUCACCUGAAAACUGCACCCUGUAAAGAAGAAAAGAAAAAGAAAAAAAGGGGGUUGACCUUUUCAAAAAAUGGAAAUAAAACAAUGAAAUCUA